Messenger RNA from Soboliphyme baturini, 536 nucleotides. The record is from the annotation of a GenBank genome assembly. NCBI's taxonomy places the organism in Eukaryota, Metazoa, Nematoda, Enoplea, Dioctophymatida, Soboliphymatidae.
AUGCUGAAGAUGUUGGUGAGCAUGAAACUAAGGUUAGUUUCUCGCUAUUGGAGUCGGUUUUUACUGCUUUUGCAACAGCUAUUGUACAAUGUGGUGUCGAGCUCGAUGAAUAUGAGAAAAAGUGGCGUAUUGUUGACGGAAAUGCCUUCAACGCCGUCUUGAGACUGUGCUUCACCAACUUUCCUCAAGCAUGGAACCGUUUUCUCUCGUUGAAGCACAACCACGCUCCAACAAAGAAGGAAAGACGUGACCCCAAUUUCAAAACGUUGUUGCAACCAUUGAUAAAAGCAUACCUGAAGCUGAUUUCCAAGUUUUUACCGCAUAUCCAAGAUGCGAAUGUAAGAGUGGUUGUUUUGAAACAUUUGACUCAGAUCACCGACUACUGUGCUACUUACGAUGGCAUAGCGCGGGCAUUGAUUCGACCUCUGAUUGAAACGUGGGCUUCAAAGGAAGAUAGUGCGAGAGUGCUGGCCUUUCUGUGCAUCAUCAAACUAGUGAGAAUGUUUCAUGUCUCCAUGAUCGAUUUCGUACUCAGG